This is a messenger RNA of Durotheca rogersii, 1425 nucleotides long. RefSeq names its product DOPA-like domain-containing protein. The coding region runs from base 314 to 850 and encodes 178 amino acids. NCBI's taxonomy places the organism in Eukaryota, Fungi, Ascomycota, Sordariomycetes, Xylariales, Xylariaceae. The transcript is spliced from 4 exons. The record is from RefSeq and is a predicted model, not a curated record.
UGUAAGACGCCAAUCGGGUAUCCAGCAUUCCCUGGUCGCGCUAUACGCUCCGCUUCUAUCCCUUCUGGUUUAAAUACCCACGCCGCGAAACCACUACGACGUGAUGCCAUCACAGCGGUAACAGCCCGAGUAUCCUCCUCCUCCUCCUCCUCCUCCUCACCCUGCUCAUAUCUUACCUACAUAUCCAUAUAGCACUUAGGUACCUACCUACCUACCUACUUACUUGAAUACAUAACACCUUGUACGGAGUAUACCUACUCAAGUUGCCCACCUACCCAACUCGCGCAACCCCGAUCCCUCACCCGCAAGCGCCAUGGCGUACGUGGCGGGGAAGUACACCUACCCCUCGCCCCUCGCCGGCUACGAGGGCGCCCCGCCGCUCCCCGACGAGAAGGCCGAGGACGGGAAGAGCUACGUGAACCCGGUCAACGAGACGCUCAGCAAGGCCUACCUCGACUUCCCAGACCCGCUGGACAAGGGCCGUCGCGGUGGUUUCGACAUCCACAUCUAUUACUACCAGGCCAACGAGGCCCAGACGAAGUAUGCGCGCGAGCUGUGGGAGCGCAUCCGACGAGAGUUUCCCGAGCUGAGGAUCUACCGCUUCUGGGACCGGCCUAUAGGGCCGCACCCGGUGGCCAUGUUCGAGGUCAACCUGUUCACCCCGGCGCAGUUCGGCGCCUUCGUGCCCUGGCUCGCCAUCCACCGCGGGCCCCUCUCGGCGCUCAUCCACCCCAACACCUCCGAGCCCGGCGACAGCCCGUCCGGCAUGGACGUCGAGCUGCGCAACCACACCCAGCGCGCCAUCUGGAUGGGCGAGCGCCUGCCCCUCGAUCUCGACAGAUUCGUGUGAGCGCGGCGGCCGCGUGUCGCACCUUGUCGGCGACGCUUCGGCCGGGCCGGCGAUGCCGUGGUUGGUUGCGUCGCGGGCAUCUUCUGUUGUGCACUGCCCCGGCUCUCUAACCCCGUUCUGCAUAAAGAUACUGCGUGGACCAAUUCUAUAGCCAAUUUACUAAAACUCGUAAAAUGCAUAAGUCUUACAUAGCCCCAAGUACAAGAGUAGGUAAGCAGUGUUGCGGAUGAGCUUGUUUCUCUGUAAGCCAGAGCCAGAGACUUUAGAAAAGUCUCCGGGAAUGCGAUACGCAUCCCUUUUCAAGUUGAUUGGUUUCGUAGAGUGUUAGAAUUGUACUCUUACGUGGACCUUAAUCAGCCUGUCCUACACGUAUGUUGCCGUUAGGCUUGUCCGCACAGCUAACGCCAACCUUGCUACCGUGUACGGCUCUUUGGCAUAACAUAUGAUUGUAAAUACUCGAAAGUAAGGGUCCCGUCGGAGGUCCCCAACCCAUCUUGUUCCGGAGUCUGGCCCGAGGCUAGGGGGCAGAUGGUUAUGUAGGGGAAUCUGCGAACAGAGUGCGAGACAAGGAGAGC